This is a messenger RNA of Ilex paraguariensis (yerba mate), 342 nucleotides long. Lineage: Eukaryota; Viridiplantae; Streptophyta; Magnoliopsida; Aquifoliales; Aquifoliaceae. The record is from the annotation of a GenBank genome assembly.
AUGAUGGAUUAUUAUCAGCUUGUUGGGUCAUCUUCUUGCCAGGAUUGUCUCCAAAUUCUCGAGGCUGAUAUAGAGCAUGCAAAUAUGCUGGCAGCUUCAGUUCCGAUAGGCCAGGGUGGUGCAUGUCUUCACAAGGAAUUGGUCUACAAUACCUUGGCAACUCUGUUUUGGUUUUUGCUCCAAUGGAUGGACUGCUCAUGUACAUGUUUACUUCCAAGUUAUUUGAACCUCUUCCACAUAGUUGUAAACAAGGUGUGCCGUGGUGGUAAGAUGAUGUUUACUUCACAUGGAAGGAAAGCAACUAUUACAGAAUUCUACAGUGUCAUAUUACCAUCUCUUUAG